AUGUGGUGGACAUUCAACAUCUUCUUCAGCUCUGUCUUUCUUUGCAGCAUUAUUCUUUCUAUCCCCGUCGCCUUUGAUGUCGGCGGUCGCGAUUCUGGCCUGGCUUACAGCCUGAGCCUGUUCCUAUUCUACUUUCUCUAUUCUGGCAUCCGCCUCUUGAUACCUGAUAAGACGCGCAUUGGUUGGUCCAUUGGCGCCCUGCUGCGCCUGUCCCAGUGGAUUGUGAUCCCAUCGCUGCUUAUCUGGGCACUUGGUCAAUUCGCUGUCGAUGCGGACAGCACAAACUGGGUUGAACGAACACUCGGCGGUGUCUUCCAGUCCAAAUCGACAAGCUGGUCCGACUGGGUCUUUGGCAGAGGCGGUGUUAUUGAAACCGUUACUCUUGGAUCAUGGGAUAACGUUUUGAGAUACUCUGGCCCAGUCUUCCAGCUCCUCGAAGGCUUUUGCACACUCCUCGUCAUUCAAGCCGCGGGACAGAUUACUCGAUGGCUGGUGAACCGCGGCCGAAGCGAUACCUGGGUGAUUAUCCUUCUCGUCUUCUCCGGCUCCAUCAUCGCCAGCGCCGUCUACUUCCUUUGGCGGGUAGCGCAGUUCCCCCAGAUCAGCAAUCUUGACGCAACGCUCAUCGGUAUAACCAUGACCACAGCAGUGUUCCUCUGCGCAUACGGCAUUGGAAGCGGGCGAGGUAGUCCCGUGGAAGCAUCUUUGCUCUUCGCCUACGUUGUCCUCUGCGUCUACCAGAUCUUCACCGACUACAUGCCUUCGGAUGGCUCGAUCCCCAGCGAAGAGUAUGCAAACUUACAGCCGGAUCUACCGCCGCUGCCACCCAUCAUUAUGGCAUCAUACUCCACGCUGAUCCACGUCAUCAGCUCUUUGCCGACGGCGCUUCACUCAUCGCUCACAUUUCUUUAUGCCGCCUUCCAGACCAUCACGCCGUCUGUCAUCAUCUCCCUCACCUACCGACUCUUUGUCUUUUACAGCGCCACUCGUAUCAUCCCAUCGGUGCGCGAUAUGGGUGCCCGAGCGAUGGAACGCGAUCCCGAUUAUGAGGAGACGGAGGCCUCCAACGUUUUCCUCAGUGUUCUGAGCUGGUUCUCGCCGUCCCUCCUCGUGGCUGUAUACACGAGUCUGCUCCUCCAGCACUUCUCCGUCAGCGGAGGUAUGGACGGCUGGACGCUGCGAGCCGGCGCUGCUGGCGGCAGCACAUGGCGAUGGAUCAACAUUGGUCUUACCAUGAUCCUCUACGGCGUUGAACUCUAUCUCGGCACCGACGAGCAAGAUCACUGGAAGGUGGACUAA
This is a messenger RNA of [Torrubiella] hemipterigena, 1299 nucleotides long. NCBI's taxonomy places the organism in Eukaryota, Fungi, Ascomycota, Sordariomycetes, Hypocreales, Clavicipitaceae. The record is from the annotation of a GenBank genome assembly.